ACUGCGAUUUAAUCCCAAAUCCUCUCUCUACCUUUCACUGCAUCUCCAUCUGUGCAGACAAACCCACCUUCCCGAAUCCCCUCCAUUAAUUUUCACUUGCUUUCUGUUCGAUCUCUUCCUUCUAUGGCCACAGUAACAAUUUCCUUAUCCAAAUCACUCUCGUCUUUUGCCUCCAUCCCUAAAAUCAAUUCUAUUCCUCUUUGCUUCCGCCGUUCCUUUGUACCCUUCCGUCGCUCCUUUUUACCAACAAAACUUGAAACCAACCGAACUACUCGCUUCGUCACGAAGAGCACAGCCGCAUCUGGGACGACCAAAAAAGUUAAAACUGAUGACAGAGUGCAGAAAGUCCACAGCAUAGAAGAAUUCGAUGAAGCCCUCCGGACGGCCAAAAGCAAGCUCGUAGUGGUAGAGUACGCUGCCAGCCACAGUCACCACAGCAGUAAAAUCUAUCCGUUCAUGGUGGACCUCAGCCGCACUUGCAGCGAUGUAGAGUUCAUUCUGGUAAUGGGUGACGAAUCAGAAAAGACUAGGGAACUUUGCAAGCGGGAGAAAAUCGACAAAGUCCCUCACUUUAGCUUUUACAAGAGCAUGGAGAAAAUUCAUGAAGAGGAGGGGAUUGGCCCAGACGUGCUUGUGGGAGAUGUGUUAUACUACGGAGAUAACCAUUCUUCCGUGGUACAGCUUCACAGUAGGGAGGACGUGGAGAAGCUGAUUGAAGAGAAUAAGGUUGAUCAUAAGCUGAUUGUGCUUGAUGUGGGGUUGAAGCAUUGCGGGCCAUGCGUUAAGGUUUAUCCGACGGUGAUUAAGCUGUCGAAGCAGAUGGUGGACUCCGUGGUGUUUGCGCGCAUGAACGGCGAUGAGAACGAUAGCUGCAUGCAGUUCUUGAAGGACAUGGACGUGGUGGAGGUGCCUACGUUUUUGUUCAUCAGAGACGGUGACAUUUGUGGAAGGUAUGUGGGUUCCGGUAAGGGGGAGCUUAUUGGUGAGAUCCUUAGAUACCAAGGAGUUCGUGUUACAUACUAGUUAAACAAAAUGAGCCAAAAUGAUCAUGGUUUUACCAUUUGUAUGACCUAAUUAUACAAGAAAUUGGGGAUUUCUACAAUUUGAAUAAUGACAUUGAAAAUUAUCUUUGUAUUU
Molecule: messenger RNA, 1137 nt
Organism: Alnus glutinosa
Lineage: Eukaryota; Viridiplantae; Streptophyta; Magnoliopsida; Fagales; Betulaceae
Product: thioredoxin-like protein CDSP32, chloroplastic
Exons: 1
Coding region: 124-1023 (299 amino acids)
Molecular function (GO): oxidoreductase activity, acting on a sulfur group of donors, disulfide as acceptor
Source: RefSeq, a predicted model, not a curated record